CCAGGGCUCUUGAGGGGUCAGGGUCCUAUGUGGAAACCCCUUAGGUGGGAUGAAUGGGAUGAGCCUGGGAGGUUCAGCCAACUGGCCCGCUAGAGAGGAAGGAGUUAAAUGCUGCUCUCACCUGAGCUGGGCAUCAAAUUACCUGAGUCCAGGUUCCACUGGUAAGGAGGUGGAGCUGAGCCUGCCCCUGGGCCUCUGGCUGCCUCAGGCCUAAGGUAAGGACUUACCUGCCUGGGUAAGUCCUACUGAGGAGGUCUGGGGGGAUACCCCUGACCAGAAAAAGGGCUCUCACUGGGGAUCCUCACUGACUCUGUCCUCAGGCUCCCAGCUAUGGCCCUGCCCCCAUCCCUGGGCCCUAGACUCCCCUCAGAGCCCCUCAGCCACCCCCCUGGAGCCCCUAGGGAACUGGACGUUGCUGGAUGCACCAUCUGCUCUGCAUCUGGAGAGGAGAGAAUCAGAUGGCCAACACCCUCUUCCAGUGAGGACCCAGCUGGAGGCAGACACCGGGAGCAUCUCAUCUCUGGCCAGGAGGUAUUGGAGGCUGAGCAGGACAGUCUAUCGCUAUGCCUGUUGGGGCUGGGCCUCCGGCUGCAGGACCUAGAGCAAGGCCUGGGGCCCUGGGCAUCAGCCCAGAGCAGGAUGGUCCAGCUGCAGACCCUACAGGCAGACCUACGUGGGGCAGCUGAGCGUGUGGAUGCACUGCUGGCAUUUGGUGAGGGGCUGGCACAGCGGAGUGAGCCUCAGGCCCGGGCGUCCCUGGAGCAGAUCCUGAGGGCCCUCAGAGCCCACCGAGGCAGCAUCUUUCGGCGACUGUGGUGGCUGCAGGCCCAGCUGGUCACCUAUAGCCUGGUAUUUGAGGAAGCCAACCCACUGGACCAGGACUUGGAAGUCGAGGGCGACGUGGAUGGACCAGGACCUAGUGGGGUCUGGGGACCCUGGGCACCAAGUAGCCUCCCCAUUCCCGCAGAGCUGGAGUGGGACCCAGCAGGGGAUGUUGGAGGCCUCAGGCCCUUGGGGCGAAAGACAGCCUGGAUGCCAGGAGCUCCUUGUGAGCUGUGUGGCCAUAGAGGCCCCCAGGGCAGGGGACAAGACCUUGAGGACAUGCUCAUGUCGGGCUUUAGCCACCGGAAACACUUAGCAGGUCACCGAAGACGUUCCCUGCUCCGGAAGUCUCAGGUCUGUUAUAGUAAGGAAGAAUCCAGACUAAGUGCUACUUCCAUCCAUUCUGCUGCUGGCUGCUGUCUCCUCUUAGGACAAGAAGCAAACGCCUCCCAGUCUCCAGGAUGUGAUGUUGGAGGUAGACCCUGGAGCCCGUCCUCCUGCCUCCAGGCAGUCCCUGACCUUCCUCCUUCUCUUCCUCCUCUUUCUCCUGGUGGGUGCCACAUUGCUCCUGCCACUGACAGGAGGGUCCUGCUGCUCUCCUGCCCGACUGGCCAGGACACCUUACCUGGUGCUCAGCUACGUCAAUGGCCCCCCACCAAUCUGAGUACACAGCCCGGACAUAUGUAAUAAAUGGUCACCGUCAAAGGAUGUGUCUUAGUCCGUUGGGCCUGCUAUAACAAAAUAACAGACUGGGUAGCUUAUAAACAA
Molecule: messenger RNA, 1590 nt
Organism: Nyctereutes procyonoides (raccoon dog)
Lineage: Eukaryota; Metazoa; Chordata; Mammalia; Carnivora; Canidae
Gene: SYNE4
Product: spectrin repeat containing nuclear envelope family member 4
Exons: 8
Coding region: 331-1509 (392 amino acids)
Biological process (GO): establishment of epithelial cell apical/basal polarity
Cellular component (GO): nuclear outer membrane; nuclear envelope; meiotic nuclear membrane microtubule tethering complex
Source: RefSeq, a predicted model, not a curated record